UUCUCCACAAUAUCAAUGGCAGAAGUAACAAAGAGAUAUGCAGUGGUUACUGGUGGAAACAAGGGAAUUGGAUUGGAAAUAUGUAAGCAGGUGGCUUCAAAAGGAACCAUGGUUGUUUUAACAGCUAGAGAUGAGAAGAGGGGUCUUGAAGCUGUUGAAAAGCUGAAAGAUCUUGGCCUGUCUGGUAAUGUAGUUUUUCAUCAGCUUGAUGUUGCAGACCCUGCUAGUGUUGCUUCUUUGGUGGAUUUCGUCAAAACACAAUUCGGAAAGGUUGAUAUCUUGGUGAACAAUGCAGGGAUUGGUGGCGUCAAAGGUGAUUUUGAAGCUCUUAGAGCUGCAGCCUUUGGUAAGCCUGGUGCACAACCAAACUGGGGUAGUCUACUGACUCAAUCACCAGAGUUAUCCGAGCAAUGCCUUCAAACAAACUACUACGGCGCCAAAAGAGUGUGGUCACUUAUUCAGCUUCUCCAGCUAUCCAGUUCACCGAGAAUUGUAAAUGUUUCUUCCUCUAUUGGGAAGUUACAGAAUGUAUCGAACGAAUGGGCAAAAGCAGUCCUGAGCGAUGCUGGGAAUCUUACAGAAGACAAGGUGGAUGAGAUAUUGAGCCAGUAUAUGAAAGAUUUCAAGGAGGGUUCAUUGCAAGGGAAGGGUUGGCCUGCUUUUAUGUCAGCCUACAUACUGUCUAAAGCAGCCAUGAAUGCCUACACAAGGAUCCUCGCUAAGAAAUAUAUCAAUUUCAUCAUCAACUGUGUCUGCCCUGGCUUUGUGAAAACAGACAUAAACUUCAAUAGUGGGAUCAUAAGUGUUGAAGAAGGUGCAGAGAGUCCUGUGAGAUUAGCAUUGUUGCCUAAUAAUGGCCCUUCUGGUCUCUUCUUUGUUAGGAAAGAAGAGUCAGAAUUUUAAUCAAAGCUUGCUUGAUUCAAGUAAGUUAAGCUUGUGAAGAUGUGUUUUGAGUGUUGUGUGGUUGGCGUGUAAAGUUACAGAAAACUCUAAUAAAAGCAUUUGGAAGAAUAAGAGUUAUGAUAUUUGUAAAAUCAUAAUGUAAUCGACAUAGAUUGUAACCAGACAUGCAAUGAUCUAAUUGGCCAAAAUAUUUGUCAACAAUAUUAUUGUUCUUGUUGCAGUUUCAA
Gossypium raimondii (Peruvian cotton) is the source of this 1130-nucleotide messenger RNA. Its product is annotated as (+)-neomenthol dehydrogenase-like. Gene Ontology annotation, cellular component: membrane. NCBI's taxonomy places the organism in Eukaryota, Viridiplantae, Streptophyta, Magnoliopsida, Malvales, Malvaceae. The record is from RefSeq and is a predicted model, not a curated record. Gene Ontology annotation, molecular function: oxidoreductase activity, acting on the CH-OH group of donors, NAD or NADP as acceptor.